AUGGCCCAUGCUGCAGCCCAUCUGAAGAAAGCUCGUGAGCUUGAGAAUCACCCAGACUAUCAAGCACUCCAGAAAGCCCGGGAGAAGAGGAGGAGGCACCGGGAGAGAGCUGAGAGAAAGCGGCAGUCUGACAGUAACACCAGUUUCCUCCGGGCCGCUCGAGCAGGCAACACUGACAAAGUCCUUGAAUUCCUCAAAAAUGGAGUAGACAUCGGAACAUGUAACCAGAAUGGCCUCAAUGCGUUACACCUGGCCGCUAAGGAGGGACACAAGGAUUUGGUGGAGGAACUGCUGCAAAGAGGAGCAUCUGUCGACUCAUCCACUAAGAAAGGAAACACUGCGCUCCACAUCGCCUCAUUGGCUGGACAAAAAGAAGUAGUCAAACUCCUGGUGAUGAGAGGAGCGGACAUCAAUUCUCAGUCGCAGAAUGGCUUCACUCCGCUCUACAUGGCAGCCCAGGAGAAUCAUUUGGAGGUGGUGCGAUACCUGCUGGAGAAUGAAGGGAACCAAAGCAUCGCAACAGAAGAUGGCUUUACCCCACUUGCGAUCGCUCUCCAGCAGGGCCACAACUCAAUUGUCUCCUUGCUUUUGGAGCAUGACACCAAGGGUAAGGUUCGCCUGCCCGCCCUGCACAUAGCAGCCCGCAAGGACGACACCAAGUCUGCUGCUCUGCUGCUCCAGAAUGACCACAACGCCGAUGUCCAGUCUAAGAGCGGUUUUACCCCCCUGCACAUCGCAGCUCACUAUGGCAACGUGAACGUCUCCACCCUGUUGCUGAACAGAGGAGCUGCUGUCGACUUCAUGGCCAGGAAUGGGAUAACACCUCUUCAUGUGGCUUCCAAGAGAGGCAACACCAACAUGGUGGCUCUGCUGUUGGAUCGGGGUGGUCAGAUAGAUGCUAAAACCAGGGACGGUCUGACACCCCUUCACUGUGCAGCCAGGAGCGGUCAUGACCCAGCAGUGGAGAUUCUGCUGGAAAGAGGAGCCCCCAUCUUAGCCAGAACUAAGAAUGGACUGUCCCCGCUGCACAUGUCAGCCCAGGGAGACCACGUCGAGUGUGUGAAAUUCCUGUUGCAACACCAGGCGCCCGUUGACGACGUUACGCUUGACUACCUGACGGCGCUGCACGUUGCAGCUCACUGCGGCCACUACAGAGUCACCAAGCUCCUACUGGACAAGAAGGCCAAUCCUAAUGCCAGAGCACUGAAUGGCUUUACGCCUCUCCACAUCGCUUGUAAGAAAAACCGAGUGAAGGUGAUGGAACUGCUGGUGAAAUACGGUGCCUCCAUUCAGGCCAUCACUGAGUCUGGCUUGACUCCGAUUCAUGUAGCAGCUUUCAUGGGCCACCUCAACAUCGUUCUGCUUCUGCUGCAGAAUGGAGCGUCUCCUGAUGUCCGCAACAUACGUGGGGAAACCGCUCUCCACAUGGCGGCACGGGCUGGUCAGAUGGAAGUGGUUCGCUGUUUGCUAAGAAACGGGGCGUUGGUGGAUGCAAUGGCCAGGGAGGACCAGACGCCGCUCCACAUCGCAUCCCGUUUGGGGAAAACAGAUAUCGUCCAGCUGCUGCUGCAGCACAUGGCCCACCCCGAUGCUGCCACCACCAACGGCUACACUCCCCUCCACAUUUCAGCCAGAGAGGGUCAGGUAGAGACUGCUGCCAUUCUCCUGGAGGCUGGUGCCUCACACUCACUGGCCACCAAGAAAGGAUUCACUCCGUUACAUGUAGCAGCAAAAUAUGGAAGCCUAGAUGUAGCUAAACUUCUCCUUCAACGCAAAGCCGCAGCUGAUGAUGCUGGCAAGAACGGCCUAACGCCGCUACAUGUAGCAGCUCAUUAUGACAACCGGGAGGUGGCGUUGCUGCUGCUGGACAAAGGAGCAUCAUCUCAUGCCACUGCUAAGAACGGCUAUACUCCUCUCCACAUUGCAGCCAAAAAGAAUCAGACGAACAUUGCUUUGGCUCUGCUGGAGUACGGAGCCGAGACCAAUGUUCUGACCAAGCAGGGAGUCAGCCCGCUACACCUGGCAGCCCAGGAGGGGAACACAGAGAUGGUCAGCCUGCUGCUGAGCAAAGGAGCUCACGUCAACACUGCCACCAAGAGUGGAUUGACUCCUUUGCAUCUCGCAGCUCAAGAAGACAGGGUCAAUGCAGCAGAAGUUCUCGCCAAACAUGAUGCCACCCUGGACCACCAAACUAAACUUGGAUACACUCCUCUGAUUGUGGCAUGCCAUUAUGGAAAUGUCAAGAUGGUGAACUUCCUGCUACAACAAGGUGCCGGCGUCAACUCCAAGACAAAGAAUGGUUACACUCCACUUCACCAGGCGGCUCAACAAGGGAAUACACAUAUAAUCAAUGUUUUACUGCAACACGGGGCCAAACCUAACACUACUACUUUGAACGGGAACACCGCUCUAUCGAUUGCCAGACGUCUAGGUUACAUCUCUGUGGUGGACACACUGAAAGUCGUCACUGAAGAAGUCAUCACAACAACAACGACGGUGACUGAGAAACACAAACUUAAUGUCCCAGAAACCAUGACCGAGAUGCUCGAUGUGUCCGACGAGGAAGGUGAGGACACGAUGACGGGUGACGGAGGAGAGUACCUGAGAGCGGAGGACCUCCGGGAGCUGGGAGACGACUCCCUGCCGGGACAUUACCUGGAUAGUUUCAGCUACAUGAGCCACAACCUGGACAGGCCCCAGCACACUCCCAUGCACCCAAGUUUCCACCAGAGAGACGGGGUUCUCAUUGAGGAUCUCCUGACGAGCCACCAGGUGUCGGCGCUGUCUAGAGAACAUGACAAGGAGUCGUUCCGCCUGAGCUGGGGUGCUGAACACCUGGAUAAUGUGGUGCUGUCCUCCAGUCUGCUGCACUCUGGCUUCCUGGUCAGCUUCAUGGUAGACGCCAGGGGGGGAGCCAUGCGCGGCUGCCGUCACAACGGCCUGCGGAUCAUCGUGCCGCCAAGAAAGUGCUCUGCGCCCACGCGGGUGACGUGCAGGUUGGUGAAGAGACACCGCCUGGCCUCCAUGCCCCCCAUGGUGGAGGGUGAAGGGCUGGCCGGGCGCAUCAUAGAAGUAGGACCCACCGGGGCUCAGUUCCUGGGGCCCGUCAUUGUGGAAAUUCCCCAUUUUGCUGCUCUGAGGGGCACAGAGCGAGAGCUUGUGAUCUUAAGGAGUGAAACUGGAGAGAACUGGAAAGAACACCAUUGUGACUUUACAGAGGAGGAACUGAACCAAAUACUGAAUGGCAUGGAUGAAAAACUCGAUUCCCCCGAAGAACUGGAGAAGAAAAGAAUAUGCCGAAUCAUCACCAGAGACUUCCCGCAGUACUUUGCUGUGGUGUCGAGGGUAAAGCAGGACAGUCAUCUGAUUGGUCCAGAGGGCGGGGUCCUCAGCAGUACUCUGGUACCCCAGGUCCAGGCCGUCUUCCCCGAGGGUGCUCUUACUAAGAAGAUCAGAGUUGGGCUCCAGGCUCAGCCCAUCGAUGUCGAGGUGGUGAAAAAGAUUCUUGGUAACAAAGCCACCUUCAGCCCAAUUGUCACAUUAGAGCCGAGACGGAGGAAAUUCCAUAAACCGAUCACCAUGACGAUCCCUAUUCCCAAGACCUCCAACAGCGACGGAACAAGUGCAGUGUUCAGCGGGGAGACCCCCACUUUACGCUUGCUUUGCAGUAUUACAGGUGGAACCACUCCUGCCCAGUGGGAGGACAUCACUGGCUCCACACCUCUCACCUUUGUUAACCAGUGUGUGUCUUUUACCACGAACGUGUCAGCAAGGUUCUGGCUCAUAGACUGCAGACAGAUCCAGGAGUCCGUUCAUUUUGGCACUCAGCUCUACAGAGAAAUCAUAUGCGUCCCAUACAUGGCCAAGUUUGUCAUCUUCGCUAAGACUCUGGACCCCAUUGAAGCCCGCCUGCGCUGUUUCUGCAUGACGGACGACAAGAUGGACAAAACUCUGGAGCAACAGGAGAACUUCACUGAAGUCGCCCGCAGCCGAGAUGUUGAGGUGCUGGAGGGAAAACCCAUCUAUGCAGACUGCUUUGGAAACCUGGUGCCUCUCACCAAGAGUGGACAACACCACGUCUUCAGUUUCUUUGCCUUCAAAGAGAACAGACUGGCGCUCUUUAUCAAAAUCAGAGACACAGCACAGGAGCCUUGUGGUCGCUUGUCCUUCACCAAGGAUCCACGCACAUACCGAACUCUUAACCACAACGCCAUCUGCAACCUUAACAUCACUCUGCCAGCAUACUCAAAGGAUUCUGACUCAGACCAAGACGGAGAUGAAGAGAGUGAAAAGAGUGACAAGAAAUACGAUGAAUCUGAGUCAACUGAGACAUUCUCCCUGAGAACUAACCAACCUCUUGACCCCGCAACUCUUGCAAGUCCGGACCUCCUGUCAGACAUGUCGGACAUCAGAACAUCCGUAGUUUUUACUGCAGAGCUAUUUGAGGAGAGAGCUGGAGUUGGAGGGUUGGAAGAAAAGCAGGCUAUUAUUGUUGUGGAACAGAUCAGAGACAGGGACAAAAAGGUUGGAUAUUUCCAGCAAGAAUGGUUGACUAAUAGAAUGACGACAGAAGAAAAUGGGGCUGCAAAAGAAAAAGCUCCUCUCUGUGAGGCAAAAACUUUUGAAGAACCAGUUUUGCAAGAGACUUGUAUAAAGACUAGCAUUUCAAGCAGAACUGUCUCUGAGGUGGCAGACAUGGUUUCAAACCUCAGCACAGACAUGGAGGACCACCUGAAAGAGAAGACUGCUGUGAAAUAUGCUUCUCAAGAAAAUUUAGCCCAAGAAAGAUCUGAGCAGGCUGUCAUAAAGCGUGAGGGCAAACGACAUCCCCCAGAUAUCAAGAAACCAAUUAGAAGGAAACUUCGAGAACGAGAGCUUUCUAUGUGUAGCAGCUCUGAGGGAGAGCUAGAAAGAGUUAGUUCUGAAGAAUCUUUAGAUGGUGACAUUCUUCUCAAUACAAAUAGUCUUGAGGUUACCUCAGUUAUGGAGCCUCCAGCUUCUCCAGGAAUUGUUGAGACACCUAUAGGUUCUAUAAAGGACAGAGUGAAAGCUUUACAGAACAAAGUUGAGGAAGAGGACAUGCAAAAGAAUGCUCAAGGUGUAACAUGUGAGGUAAAACCUUCUAUCACCAUAAAAAAGACAGAGGAAGUCAUGCCAGAACUUCCCAGACUCCCCAAGUCCCCUAAAUCUCCAAGAAGUCAGACAGAAAGAUUAGAGGAAACUAUGUCAGUGAGGGAGCUGAUGAAAGCAUUCCAAACAGGGCAGGACCCAUCAAAAUGUAAAUCUGGGCUUUUUGAACACAAAGCAGUCCCUUCUGCUGAUGUUAUAACAUCUGAAUCAUCAGAUUCUGAAAAGAUACAGGAGACAGAACAGAGUCCUACAUCUGAGCUGAAAACACAAAUCCAAUCUCAGAGUCCCACGAUUUUCAAUGGACAAAGUGACAAAUGUGAUAAAACAGACAUUGGAGAUGAACCAGUGGACGUCGAUAGACGUAAUGCUGGAGAAACCCAAUUGAAUUCAGAAAAGCCUUCCACUGGAAAGACAGUGAAGUUUGCUGAUACAGUUCAGUAUGAUGAUGGGGAUGAUGGCCCACAGAAAGAGUUGCAUGACAGCUAUGAGUUGCCAGAAAAGGAGGUGUCUGUGAAGGAACGUAUGAAAAAAUUCCAAACUGGUCUAGACAGUCCAGAAAUGACAUCAGGACCUUUAGAAACCAAAACCAUGGCUCCCGUUUCAACAGUGAUAUCUGGAUCCAAAGCUGCUGAGGAGGUAGAAAUAACUGAACAAAGUCCAGAACAGGAGCCAAAAUCAGAAGGCCAAGCUACAAGCCUCACACCUGUCAAUGCAAUUGCUGGUGAUUUAAUAUAUGGUGACACAGAUGCAGAAGACCAAACAGCAAACUUUACUGAGCACAUUUCUGAUGAGUCUGUGAUCAUUUCAGAUCGUUUGAAAAAAACUGUACACUUUGCUGCCACAGUUCAUGAUGACCCUGUACAUGGUACCCCACAGAGAGACGAUCAAGGAAAGAGUGUUGUGUCUGUAAAGGAGCUGAUGAAAGCAUUUCAGAAUCAACAAGAGAUGCAGCCCAUUAAAAAAAGUCCUGCAGAUGAGACAAAACUACUAGUACAGACUGAGAGAGCCAUGGAGUUACAUCAAGGGAGUGAUGUUAAGGAAGAUGAACAAGCAGAUUUAGAUGCUAAAUCGGUAAACUUAACCAAAGACCAAUCACUUUCAGUCUCAGACAGUGGUUAUAUAAAGACAGUAGAAAGUGACGACAAACUCAUGAGUGAGGCGGGCAACUUGUCAGAGGACAAGACAAUGUCUGUAAAGGAGCUGAUAAAUACAAUCCAUACUAAGCAGGAGUCUUCAGAGAUUAAGGCUGAACUCCUUGAAUCAGUACACCCUGAGGAGAGUCAACAAGCUGAACAGAGUGCGGUUACAAUUUCCCAAUCACAAGAAGAUGCCAAUGCAUUUAGAAUGUUGGAUUCACAACAAAGUUCAGACAAACCUUACUUUAGAGUGACGGUAAAAAAUACUGAGAGAAUUCAGUUUGAUAGUGAGAGUAGCCUCAACAGAGGAGAGCCAGGGUUGCCAGGGAAGAGUCCAGACAAGAAUCAGUUACAGGAACCACUCCUAAGCACUGCUUGGAGCUUGUAUGAUGAUCAGAUCAGCCCUGAUCGCAGACCAUCUGAGGACUUCAGUGCUGACAUAAAAGCUGAGCUGGAGGAAAGUCCUGAGUAUCAGUUGUUCAGACGGACAUCAGCAGCAUCUAACAACUAUCAGCUUGGGGCACCUGAGGAGGACACCUUUGCUAAUGAUUCUGACACGAAUCCAGAAUAUGUUUCCAGUCCCUUUUUUGGGGAACACAUAAGUGUUCAGAGUUCUGGGAGUCCUGGAAGUGCCAAACAUGAAGGUUUGGCGGAAUUCUCUGAAACUAAAGUUGAUAUCAGGAUCUCUCGUUCCAGCCCAGAGGCAAAAGAGAGGUCUGAGGGUUUUAUAGCAACCCACCAAAUUACCAAUGAAAUGUUUAUUUACUCUAAAAGUACAAAAGAAGAGGAUAGCAUACCUUCAUGUGAAGAGAAACAUUAUGAAGCAGGUGAAAAAGACACAACAGUCGAUUGUGAAAGCAGAAUGUUUUUGGGACAAACUGAGACUGAGCAAACAGAUGUAGAAAUCGAGGAACCACCACUUCACGAAAUCCAAACAGAGAUGAAAACUCAUCAGUCAUCUACAGAAGGAAAGAAUGUGCAAGGAAUGGUGUUGUUAAUGAAUAGGGACACGGAGCAGUAUCUACAAGCAAGGAAUGUUGAAAGACAGUCAUCGGAAGAGGAUAUUGUUGAGGACAAGUUUGAGCAAGUUGUUUUAACAAAGGAAAUGCAAGAUGAAAUCCCCAAAAGAGUAACUGUUGACAGUAAGGGACCAUUAGUAGAUAGAACAGCACUAAAAGCAAAACACACAGAUGAAAAGAUGUCAGGCAUGCCAUCACUCCCGACCAGUGACUUAGAUCAGUACAUCCUUGACAGGCCAGACAAUCGUAGGUCUCCAGAGGAAGAAAUUGUCCUUGAGAACUUUGAACAAGUUAUACAUACCAAAAUGCAAACGUGCUCUACUACUGAGAUGGAAGAUGAGGCAAGUGGAAUAACACAAGAAAAGAAACAAAAUAAAGUGAUUGAAGUAAAAGAACUGAUUCCAAGUGUAGUAGUGGAGACUCCAUUCCAAGAAGUUUGCAUCAAAGGAAAGGAACAGCAGUCCAAAACUGCGAAGAAUAUGUCAUGUAUGUUGUCACUGCUCAGUAGUGACCUAGAUGAACAUCUCAAAGAUAAGCCAGUGACCAAAGAAAGCCAGUCACAAGAGGAUCUUGUCCAUGAGAGCUUCACAGAAGUUAAACUGACCAGUGAUAAAUUCAAGGACAGGAUUGAGGAAAUGGCAAAUGAAGACUUGCAGACUAAUGAAACUGGGGUCAAAGUGGAAACAUCAAGUAUGGCUUCGGAAACUCCAUUUGAACAAGUUGUUAUCGAAAGAAAGACACAUUAUCAGCAGUCCACAACUGAAAAAAAUAUGUCAGGCAUGUUGUCACUUCUCAGUAAUGAGCUUGAUGAAGAUCUCAGAGAACAGCCAUUGACUGAUGAAACUGGAGUCACAGCGGAAACAUCAAGUAUGGUUUCUGAAACCCCAAUUGAACAAGUUGUCAUUGAGAGAAAGGCACACUACCAGCAGUCCACAACUGAGAAAAAUAUGUCAGGCAUGUUGUCACUUCUCAGUAGUGACCUAGAUGAAGGUUUCAAAGAUGAGCCAGUGGCCAAAGAAAGCCAUUCGGAGGAAGCUCUUGUCCAUGAAAGUUGCACAGAAGUUGUACUAACUAGUGAAGAUUUGGGCGAAAAGCUUGAGAAAGAUACAAAUGAAGACUUGCAGAGUGAUGAAACUGGAGCAAAAGAACUAACACCAAGUAUAGUUUCUGAGACUCCAUUUCAACAAGCUUUUAUCGAAAUAGAGGCCCACUACAAGCAGUCCACAACUGAGAAGAAUGUGUCCGGCAUGUUAUCAGUUCUUAGCAGUGACCUGGAUGAAGAUCUGAAAGAAAAGCCACUAACCAAACCCAGCCAAUCCCAAGAGGAUAUUGUCCAUGAGAGCUGCAUAGAAGUGAUAUCAUUAACUGAUCAUCUGAAAGACAGGAUAGGCGAACAGGCAAAUGAAGACUUGCAGAGUGAUGAACUAACGCCAAGUACAGUUUCUGAGACUGCACUCAAAAAGGUUUCAAUCAUGAGAGACACACGCGACCAACAGCCCACAGUUGAAAAGAAUAUGUCAGGCAUGUUGUCACUUCUCAACGAUGAGCUAGAUGAAGAUCUCAAAGAACAGCCACUGACUGAACCAAGCCAAGAGGAUCUUGUCCAUGAGAGCUGCACAGAAGUUAAACUGACUUCUGAAACUCAGUUUGAACAAGUUUACAUCGAGAGAGACACAAACUACCAACAGUCCUCAACUGAGAAGAAUGGUAUGUUAUCAGUUCUCAGCAGUGACCUUGAUGAAGAUCUCAAAGAAAAGCCAUUGACCCAACAAAGCCACUCAGGGGAGGAUCUUGCUCAUGAGAGUUCAAAAGAAGUGAUAUUACCAACUGAUAAUUUGAAAGGCAGUAUAGGGGAAGAGGCAAAUAAAGACUUGCAGAAUGAUGAAAUAACACCAAGUACAGUUUCUGAAAGUGAAUUUGAACAAGUCUCAAUCAUAAGAGAGACACACUACCAGCAACCCACAACUGAAAAUAAUAUGCCAGGUAUGUUGUCACUUCUCAGUAAUGAGCUUGAGAAAGAUCUCAAAGAACAGCCAUUGACUGAUAAAACUGGAGUCACAGUGGAAACAUCAGAUAUGGUUUCUGAAACCCCAUUUGAACAAGUUGUCAUUGAGAGAAAGGUGCACUACCAGCAGUCCACAACUGAGAAAAAUAUAUCUGGCAUGUUGUCACUUCUCAGUAGUGAUCUAGAUGAAGAUUUCAAAGGCAAGCCAGUGGCCAAAGAAAGCCAAGAGGAUCUUGUCCAUGAGAGCUGCACAGAAGUUAAACUGACUUGUGAUAAAUUCCACGACAGGGUGGAAGAAAUGACAAAUGAAGACUUGCAGACUAAUGAAACUGGGGUCAAAGUGCAGUCAUCAAAUAUGGUUUCUGAAACUCAGUUUGAACAAGCUGUCAUCGAGAGAGACACAAACUACCAACAGUCCUCAACUGAGAAGAAUGGUAUGUUAUCAGUUCUCAGCAGUGACCUUGAUGAAGAUCUCAAAGAAAAGCCGUUGACCCAACAAAGCCACUCAGAGGCGGGUCUUGCUCAUGAGAGUUGGAAAGAAGUGAUAUUACCAACUGAUAAUUUGGAAGGCAGUAUUGGGGAAGAGGCAAAUAAAGACUUCCAGAGUGAUGAAAUAAAACCAAGUACAGUUUCUGAAAGUGCAUUUGAACACGUUUCCAUCAUAAGAGAGACAUACUACCAACAGCCCACAACUGAGAAGAAUAUGUCAGGUAUGUUGUCACUUCUCAGUAAUGAGCUCGAUGAAGAUCUCAGAGAACAGCCAUUGACUGAUAAAACUGGAUUCACAGCGGACAUAUCAAGUAUGGUUUCUGAAACCCCAUUUGAACAAGUUGUCAUUGAAAGAAAGGCACACUACCAGCAGUCCACAACUGAGAAAAACAUGUCAGGCAUGUUGUCACUUCUCAGUAGUGACCUAGGUGAAGGUUUCAAAGAUAAGCCAGUGGCUAAAGAAAGCUAUUUGGAGGAAGCUCUUGUCCAUGAAAGUUGCACAGAAGUUGUACUAACUAGUGAAGAUUUGGGCGAAAAGCUUGAGAAAGAUAAAAAUGAAGACUUGCAGAGUGAUGAUUUGGGCAACAAGAUUGAGAAAGAUGCAAACGAAGACUUAUGGAGUGCUGAAACUGGAGCGAAAAAACAAACACCAAGUAUAGUUUCUGAGACUCCAUUUCAACAAGCUUUUAUUGAAACAGAGUCCCACUACCAGCAUUCCACAACUGAGAAAAAUAUAUCUGGCAUGUUAUCACUUCUCAACGAUGAGCUAGAUGAAGAUCUCAAAGAAAAGCCAUUGACCGAAUCCAGCCAAUCACAGCAGGAUCUUGUCCAUGAGAGCUGCACAGAAGUUAAACUGACAAAUGAUGAAUUCCAAGACAAAAUGGAGAAAGGAACAAAUAAAGACUUGCAAACUGAUGAAACUGGGGUCAAAGUACAGUCAUCAAGCAUGAUUUCUGAAAAUCAAUUUGAACAAAUUAUCAUUGACACACACUACCAGGAGUCCUCAACUGAGAAGAAUGUGUCAGGCAUGUUGUCACUUCUCAACAAUGACCUAGAUGAAUAUCUCAUAGAAAAGCCUGUGACCAAAGAGAGACCAGAGAGGGAUCAUGUCCAGGAGAGCUGCAAAGAAGUUAUACUAGAAGGUGAUAGUAUACAGGACAAUGUGGAUGAAAAUGCAUGGGAAAGCAUGGACACUGUUGUAGUGGGAGUCAAUGAACUAUCACCAAGUGUAGUAUCUGAAACUGAAUUCCAACAAGUUCAUGUCGAAAGACAUGAACACACACAACAGUCCACAACUCAGAAGAACAUCUCAGGUAUGUUGUCCCAUCUCGAUAGUGAUCUAGAUGAAUAUCUCAAAGAAAAACCUGUUACAAAACUGAGUCUUUCAGAGGAGAAUCUUGUCCACGAGAGCUACAGAGAAGUUAUACUGGCAAGUGAUGAUUUACAAAACAAGGGAGAGGCAAACAUAAAAACUGAUGCAACUGAUGUGAAAGAACUAACCCCAAGUGAAGUGCCAGAGACUCUAUUUCAACAGGUCCAGGACCUAGUCCAUGAAAGCUGCAGUGAGGUUAUAGUGACAAAAGACAAUAAAAGAGAAACUUAUUCAUUUUCUGAUGAACAAAACAUGAUUUCCCCAGGUGAAGCCACGUUUGUUAGUGUGGACAACACUAAGAUGGGAGGUAUGGACAUGCAAUGGGAGAUAUCUUCUAAUGAAGAUGGUGAGCCAGAGAGAGACUCUCUGGAGGACAGUGAGAAUAGCACUCCAGCCGGAGUAGCUGCUUGUUUUACAGAUUCUGCUGAAGGCAUGGUUGACAUUACUAACUCAUACACAGCAACAGUUGAUGAUAAAAUGGAUCUAAGUGUAGAUGAUUUUUAUUCAGAUCUCAAAAGACAGGAUUGUUUACAACUACAAGGUAGUUAUAAUGUGUUACAACGACCAGGUGUUUUAGAAAAUCUUAGCACAGUGGUACUCGAUGACCUAGAAACAGAGCAAUAUCACCAAGAUUCACUAGAGACAAGUCCUCUUAUAGAGGAUGGAUCUUCAAAGAAAUCCCCUGAUUCAAUAGAGCCAAGCCCUACCAAAGAGUCUCCAUGUCAAGAUUCUCUUGAAGGAAGUCCUACUGAACCAAAAGACACAGAAUCUAAGAUGCCAGCCAAGACAGCUCUCUAUGAGGAUUAUGUUUCCCAGCUUAAAGCAUGUUUAUCUUAUGAUAAUAACAUGUCUACAAGUGAAUAUAAGGAGGACAUGCAAGAAAAGAGUGCCGAGGUCCCCCACACUGACUAUGAAACUACCGAAGACAAGUUUUCCAACCUCACAUACAGAGUGACAGAUGACAAUUUGGUAUGCAGUGAGGGUCUUAACAUGCUUGUCAGGAAAGACUCUCUCGACUCAGAUGGCAGUGAAGACGAUGCAGCCAAUAAACAAUUCACCCCAGAGGAGGAGAUGUUUAAAAUGGCUGUAAAGAUCAAAACAUUUGAGGAGAUGGAACAGGAGUCUAAAAUGAAGAGAGACAGAUCUUUAGACACCACUUCAGGAUCAGAAACAAGUCAUCCUAAAGAGAAGGAUAUGGUCAAAACCCAGUCACAACUUAGAACUGCUCAGUCACUUGACAGUUCACAGUCUUUAUUGGCAAAGCAACAACAGGGAAGUGAUGGAGAAGGUGAAGAACAUGUGCCUUUUUUAGCAGAGAGAGAAGCAGAAGUACUCCAAGACAAGGCAGGAUGUAUGUUUUCCGCAGUCACUGAGAUCUCUGUGACUGAUGAACACUAUUCAUAUGAUGACAUAGCAACUGACUCUCCACCAGUAGAUUGUUCAGGAUUUUCUAGCAAACCUCAGCCUAUAGUAUGUACUAGAGAUCUAGACCACGCAAUAGGCACUGACAGUUCCAGCAAUGUAUCUUUCGAGGCACAGACUGAGGAGCAAAUAGAUACUGACCAUGCAGAAGGACAGAAAACACUUGAAAAGAUGCUCGUUCAGACACCUGGUAGUGAAAAAAGUCCUAAUCCAUUUCAAUUUCAAGAGGGGAAGCUAUUUGAGAUGACCAGAGGCGGAGCCAUUGACAUGACAAGAAGGUCUUUUGAUGAAGGAGAGGGAUAUGCAUUUUUCCAUAUUGGAGAACAUCAGGUUGAUGAUGUACUGCCUGAAGAGACAGAGGAAGCCCAAGCAAAGUCUUUGACUUUUCAGAGCAGUGACUCAGUUUCAGGCACAACCCUUCAGGAGACCCUGGAAUUACAGCUAACUCAAGAUAUUGAGGAUGGAGUUUCUAGUACGCUGACUGAAACUCUCAUCAAACACUCCCUUGACAAGCCGGAACCCGAGAUGUCAAUUGCUAAAGCUGAUCUCUGCAGCCCUGCAGAUGCUCUGAUCAUUUCUCCUAGUGCUUUCAGGAGUCUCACAAGCAUUCAAACUGAGGCUGAGAGUCUUGGAAGCCUUGGCCUAGAUUAUCUAGACUCCACAAUAGCUGACCUUCAGUCGGACACAUCUGGAAUUGCCCAUUUAGCAUACUCAAAAAAGAACAAGGAUUUAUCAGACUCUUCCAGUGAUGAUGAUGAUGAGACUGACGAGGAAGAAGAAGACAAGUGCUCAGUCAUAGAGAUGAACUUUUCAGAUCCACAGUCUGGCAUUCUAGCAAAUCAACAGGAUUCACCCCCACUUAAAGCAAUCAAACCAGGCCCAGCAGAUAGAGAUGAACUAACCAUGAACAAUGUUAAAAUAUUGAAGCUUGAUCCUGUUCCUAGAAAAGCAGAAAAAGGCUCAUCCUCUGAUCGUAGGACGAGAUCUGAGGCUAGCGACAGGUGUAAAGCCCCAAGUAAAGAAAUUAGGAGUUACUCUGAUAGUCAAUCCAUUAAUAUAUCCAGCUUUUCCCCCUCCAAACUCGCUUCCACGGUGCAAGAGAGAACCAUAGCUGAUAAUAUUUCCUCUAACAUUACCGAAAGAAAAGACGUUCAGCUCUCCGACACUUUAGACACAUCUGUUAGGUCUUCUUUGGAAGCUGAUAAGAGCAGCGCCAGUUGCGUUAGUCCAAAUUCAGUUAUGUUUACGUAUGACAUUCCAGCCUCACACAGUUCAGAUUCUGAUAGCAAUCAGUUGCCAGCUGUGCAUCCAGCUUGUGGGACAGAGGAAGUAUUUGAAGCCAGGCCUGCCUGGGAUGACACAGUGGAAACUCAGAUGCAGAGAACCGUUGAUGAUCAAACUCCAGAAUAUACACCAGUUGAUUGGCAGGAUGAUGCUGACAGAAAAGAGGAGACAUUAGCGAUCAUUGCAGAUCUUCUUGGCUUCAGCUGGACUGAGCUUGCAAGAGAACUCGAAUUCAGUGGAGAUGAAAUUCAGCUCGUGAGAAUAGAAAAUCCGAAUUCCCUGCAAGAGCAGAGCCACGCCUUGCUGCAGCGCUGGGUCGAACGGGAAGGCAAACAUGCCACAGAGGACUGCCUGGUUAAAAGACUAACCAUGAUCAACCGCAUGGACAUAGUUCAUCUUAUUGAAACCCAGAUGAACAAGUCCGUCCAAGAGCAAACAUCUAGGACUUAUGCAGAAAUAGAGAAGACGCUGGAUCACAGUGAAGUGUCAGUAGCCCUGUCUUCAGUGCAAGAAGACACAGACAGCCCCAGACUUGUGAGGAAGGUUGAGUCUGACCGCAGACCACCUCCAGCUGUUUCUGAAGAAGACCUGUCAGUCGCUUCUCUGCUGGAUAUUCCUUCGUGGGCAGAACCCAUAGGACACGUCCACUCAGAGAGCAUGCACGGGGACCUAAUGGAGGAGCUUGAGAUCCCACAUGAAUUGAACCCUAACCUGUUGACCUCCAGGGACGUAAUGACACACGAACCUGCAAGUCACAACAUCUCAGAUGAGCAAGCUGAUGAAAUGGCCUACCUCCCCACUCAAUCAGUGACAGAGGAGAAGUACACAGAUGAAAAUGGGCACAUAGUUGUCAGAAGGGUUACCCGAAAAAUCAUCCAAAAGUGUGUUUCCAUGGAUGGCGUGCAGCACGACGACAUGUCAUCAGAGGGAGCUCCUCAGGGGUCCGCCCCUCUCGCAGAGGGGGACGGCUACUCCAAAGUGGUGAAGCGGACUGUAGUAAAGAGUGAAGGGGAUGACACAGAGGUGACAUUUGUCGAACCCGACAGUCUCCUGUCUUCACGACAGCAGACAGCUGAUGCUUGUGAGGUCACUCACACAGAAAACACAACAGUGGUGGAGGCUGAAAGAACGAUGACCUCCCAGGGUGAUCCAUCUUUGGCCUCCGACCUCCCCUCAGCCCAAGAUGACUUCAAACAGGCACUGAGUUAUUUAGGACUCUGCGGCAGCGCAGAGCUCCCCCGUGUGGUAGAAAGAGAAACUGUCAAAGAGGAUGGAACUGUGGUCAGGAGGGCCCACAUGCCUAAAGGUCGCACCCUCAGACGGACGGUAGUGAAGGGAGCUGGGCAGCACAAACAUGUCCUCGUGGAGCUAACGGACAACUCCAGACAAGGGCCGACGCCCUUUGAUCUCCAGCAGCAGCUCCACCAGCUCUUUCACCGCUGCUCUGAACAAGAAAAGGAGGACAAUGAUGAGGACAAAACGGAGGACGAAGAGUAGAAUAUUGAGUUACACUUUCCACACUAACGUCCCUGCUAAUCCUAAGCAUUAGCCACAUGCAAUCCCAGUGUGUACCUCGGCACCGCAGAACGACCACAGUCUUCCCAUUUUAGUCCUGGAAGAUGAUCUCGUUGUCCACAAAGAGUUUUCUUCCCUGACUGAUAGUUAUAUGGGUCCUUAUUUUUCAUAUAUUUCAUGUUGAUUUGCCUUUUUGUGACCAAAGAAAGCCUUUUGUCGUUUUCCUGAUUUUUUUUUUUUUUUUUUUUUUUUUUUGAAUGUCGAAAUUGUCUUUAGUUUGUUCUUGAUCUUGUAGUAGAGCAACAAAAAAAGAAGAAAACAUAGUUCACAUUAGAUAGUUCACAGACCUACUGAAGGUAAAAUAAAAUAAAAAACCAACCUUACUCAAAAAAUGACAAAAAUGUAAAGACCCACUGCUACUGCUGUUAAUGUAGGUGCUCAGAAUGAAAGACAGUAUUUCACUUUGCACUGCCUCUCACAACUCAGAUAUUCCUAACUGGAAAGGAAACGUCUUUUACACACUGUUCUAGCCUCUCUGCUUUUUUAAAUUUCUUUUUUUUCAGGUGGUCAAUAUAUGUCACAAACGAAAACCAGGCUGAAUUGACACCGAAUCUAUCUGCUACCAUCGUGUUUCUUGUGGGCUAUGUGUGUUCUGUCUUGGGUAAUUAUAUAUUAUCUAUAAUCUGAAAAUUACCGACAUCUGUAGCCUAGGAAUUAAUAAUCACUCACGUGACGUAGAACAGGCAUGACUAAUCAACAUCUGUCAGUUUGAUCCUAGCUUUGACCGCUUUGUCGUUCAGUGGAUUGUCCCUUUCUUUCCCUUCCGUGUGUGUCUUUCUUUUGUUUUUAGGCUUUAAAUUGUUGAUCUUGACUCCUUGUAUGGAUGUGAAUGUGUGAGUGCUGAAUGUUGGUUUGUCUGUGCACGUGUUGAAUGCGUUGACUGCUGGUUUGAGGAGAGUGUUUUGGGGAAUAACUUUAGAGAAUCAUCCACUCUGCUGUUUGAAGAUGUCUUAUUAUAGAGCUAUUUUGUGAUUUUUGAUUUAGUUUACAAGUUAGUAGGGAGCACUGCUAUCUUUUAUUUAUGAGGAAGUCCCACAAAAUGUGCCACUCUGAAGCAAAAUCCUCUCAUUUCUUCUAGUGGCGUACUUCUGAUGUGACAUUUGUGGUAAAGUGACCAGGGAUUCAAUGUUUUAUUUAACGUAAAAGCUUUAUUAGUUCAGCUUUUGAAUCAGAAAGCGUUGAACCGGGUAUGCAGCACGUUUGAGAGCGAGUGAGUCUGUGUGUGCAUGUGGUGGACGAGCGUGUGUUGGUGUCUGUCAGCGAAGAAGACAACUGUUUAUUUUACACUAAUUGCUUUUGCACUCCUGAAUGUCAGACGGGAACACCUCCAUGCUCUCUGUGUACAGGUUAUGACAUGCAGCAGAUGUUAGCAGCAGGAAUAGUCUCAUGCCAGAUAAAGUAACGCCAGACAGUCAGGUCGAGAGCUCGAUUACGCGACUAUCCACAGCUCUGAGCAUCGCAACUGUAUGUACCUACAUGUAUUUAUGUCACUAUCACUGUUUACUUUGUGAGCCAGGAAAAUGUAUAAUGCAAAUUAGUGCAAGUUCACUGUGACAGGUAUGCUUUUACUUUGAAAAAUCAGCAUCCCUUUUCUGUGAUGACAGCUAUAUGCAUAUACAACGCAUAUAUAAAUAUCUACAAAGGCAUGUUUUACUGUAUCAAAAUUUGAAAAGACAAAAACAAAAAUGGCUGCAGUGUAUCUAUCGCUGAGAAUAAAACUCUACAAAUGUAAAA
Molecule: messenger RNA, 17166 nt
Organism: Cololabis saira (Pacific saury)
Lineage: Eukaryota; Metazoa; Chordata; Actinopteri; Beloniformes; Belonidae
Gene: ank2a
Product: ankyrin 2a, neuronal
Exons: 46
Coding region: 1-15354 (5117 amino acids)
Biological process (GO): protein localization to T-tubule; signal transduction; regulation of cardiac muscle contraction
Cellular component (GO): T-tubule
Molecular function (GO): protein binding
Source: RefSeq, a predicted model, not a curated record